This is a messenger RNA of Eriocheir sinensis (Chinese mitten crab), 8365 nucleotides long. RefSeq lists its product as uncharacterized. The record is from RefSeq and is a predicted model, not a curated record. The transcript has 6 exons. NCBI's taxonomy places the organism in Eukaryota, Metazoa, Arthropoda, Malacostraca, Decapoda, Varunidae. The coding region runs from base 765 to 5978 and encodes 1737 amino acids.
UAUAAGAAUUUGAUGAUGGGAAAGGUCGAUGAUAUAGUUGUUUAUUAGAAUUUGAUGAUGGGAAAGGUCAUUGAUAUAGUUGUUUAUAAGAAUUUGAUGAUGGGAAAGGUCGUUGAUAUAGUUGUUUAUAAGAAUUUGAUGACGGGAAAGGUCGUUGAUAUAGUUGUUUACGCAUAUGUAGUGUCAUUUAUCCGUGUACUCAACAUUUCGUUUGUUUAUUUCUUCAAGUCGAGCCAAAUAUUGGUUAGUUACAGGGGACGAUUGUUAAAAAUACUGACGCAAUGUGUAGGAGCGGAAAGUCAGAUUUAAUUUUACGAGCGCUGAAAUCUGUCAACAGUACGCCGAGACACAAGUGUUGCUUAUCGGUACAAAGGCAGGCAGUGUAAGGUUGAUGUGCGCAUAAGACAAGCCAAGCGUAGGGUAACAGGCCCCACACAGCACAAGGCACACUCAGGAUAAUAGACAUGAUAUAAGAUAGACAUCCUCACACAAGGCUUUAUAUUGGGCUGUGCUGCAACGAUUCUAUGUUACAAAGGGUUAAGCUCUAUCAGACAGCUUUCAUUGGCGUGGGAUAGAAAUGGUACAAAGAACGGAGAUCAAUUUUGGGUGACGCUCAGUGAUGCCAAAACUAGGGAGACAGACAACACAGGGCACACACAGGAUACCAGGCACACUGUGAGGGAGACACACCCACACACACACACACACACACACACACACACUCUCACUGUCUACGUCCUCAGGUCCACAAUUGCGCCGAGUUCAUGGACGAAACUAUACACGUUGAUGAUGAUGAGGAGGAGGAGGAAGGGUCCACAAAUCCCAGCCUUAGCGACGAGGCCAGUGCCGCUCUGUCCGAGGUUGGCACUGGGGACUAUGCCAGCUUUGAGGACAUCUGCGGCCUGGGGGGGGAGCCUAGCUGGGGAGGAGGAGGACAGGAGGAAGAGGAGGAGGAGGAGGAGGAGGAGGAGGGGUUGAGUAAGAAGAAGAGGAGGUAUGCAAAGUUUUAUGGGGAUUCUGAGAGUGAGAUUCUAGGAGGAGGAGGAGGAGAGGAAGAAGGAGGAGGAGGAGGAAGAUUGGAAGUAGUGGAAGAAAGAGGAAAAGAAGAAAAAGGAGCAGAAACAACAGGAGGAGGAAGAAGAGAAAAGGAGGAAAGGAAAGAAGAAAAAGGAGGAGGAAGAAAACAAGACAAAAACGAGGAAAAACAAGAAGAAAAACAAAACGAAAACAAAGACAAAAAAGAGGAAAAAGUUGGACUCGGAGGAAAACAAGAAAAAAAAGAGGAAAAACAACAAAAGGAAGACAAGGAAGAAAACAAAGAAGAAAAAGAAGACAAUUUUGGACUCGGAGGAAGAAAGGUCAUCAAAUCCGCUGGACUAUCCCUUAAAAACCACUGGGAUAGUAAUAGUAGUAGUAGUAGUAGUAGUCUAUCCUCAGACCCCCCUUUGAGCAGACCAGCGUCCUCCACCGAAGGGUCUAUUGAUUUCGGGUCAGAGCGGGUCGGGGCAGCUUCCGGGGACUGGGAUGAUGCCCCGAUACCCCUGACUGACCCCAAGGUACCCCGGGAUGAGGCUAAAGUUCCCCAGAUGUCCCCAGAAGUGUCCCAGGAUAUGGAUUUUCUACCCCGAGGUGACCCGAAAGUACCCCGGACUGGACCCGGUAUGCCCCUGGAAACUGGAAAUUUACCCCGGAUAUACCCCGAAAUACCCCAAGAUGACCCCAAAAUACCCCAAGCUGAUCCCGAAAUACCCCAAAUUGACCCUAAAAUGCCCCAGAAACCUCAAAACGUACCUCAGAUAUACCCUGAAUUACCCCAGGAAACGCAAAAAAAUCCCCGACUUGACCUCGAAAUACCCCAAAUUGACGCAAAAUUACCCCAAGUCGACGCCCAAACAUCCCAGGGGACAGAAUCUACCCCUAGGGAUAACACUCGGGACUCCCUUGAUAUCCUGCGUUACAGCUACAUCGAAAAAGAGGAAGAGGAGGAAGAGGAAGAGGAGAUAGGCCUAGUGGAGAAUGUGGACCGCUCCCUCGCUCCGUCCUCCUCCACCUCCUCUUCCGCUGACGAGAGUGAUGACGGAGCGGAAGUCUCAAAUGUCCGUAUUUCCGCUGCAACAAUUUACGAACAGGCUGUUAUACAAGCGCUUGAGGGUACCAGUACUAGGCCUAUAGGGAGUGCCAUGGCCCCUGGUGGUAAGGAAGAGAAGGAGGAGGAGGAGGAGGAGGAGGAGGAGGGGAAGAUGGGAUUAGAGAAAGUACGGACGAAUGUGGAAGAGGAGGGAGCCGUGGAGGUUAUGGAUGUGUGUGAGGUGGAGAAGAAGGGAGGAGCGGAAGAGGAAGAGAAGAAGAAGGAGGAGGAGGAGGAGGAGGAGGAGGGAAGACAGGUCACACACAGGGUCAUUCAAAUCCCACAAGACCGGAUCGAAAAAGGAGGAGGUGGAAGUGGAGUGCCCAUGAAGGUGGAGGAGGAGGCACAGGUGGAAGAGGCCAUGGAGGAGCUAGGAGAGGUGGUGGUGGACUACGUGGAAGUGUUUCAAUGCCCAGCGGAAGAGCGCGUUCCACCCAUCAUGCGACAAUUGAGUGCCGAACUGACCCACAGCAAAAACGUAAAUUCCGGCACUCCUGACCUUCCCGGCACUGACGUUGACCUUUCCGGCACUCCGUCUGACCCUCACGCACGACCCCAUACCCAGACGACACCUGUGGCACCUCUGUAUGGCCCUCAAAAUGCCAAAACACACAAGGAACGUGGCAUUGAAAUCGCUCCAUCUGGCACUCCACUGGUAUCUCUGUAUAGCUACCCAGUGAAAGCCAGUCUACCAGGGCAUAAGGAGGGGUCAUAUGUGGCACCCCUGACCCAUGGGAGUGCCACAGUGCCAGGGUAUCGAGAGGUGAGGGAGGGAGUGCCAAUUUCAGAGGUGGCACCAGUGUACAGAGUGCCCAUGGUGUCUGCUACUGAGUGCCUUGUGCUGGAGAGAAGCCACUUGGUUGGGUUGAAAGGGAGGAAGAAGGAGGAGGAGGAGGAGAGGAAGAAGAGGAAGAUUAAGAGAAAGAAGAAGAAGAAGAAGAAGAAAGAUAGCUCCUCCUCUUCCUCCUCCUCCUCUGAUUCUGAUUCCUCGUCAACCACCUCCUCUUCUUCCUCCUCCUCUUCCACAAGCUCCACAUCCUCCUCCUCCUCAUCUUCCACCUCCUCCUCCUCUAACACGAGCUUUGAAAUGGUGGAGCACGGCGUGGAUACAGAAGUGGAAGGGCGGAAGAGCGGAGAUGUGGAGGAGAGCGAGAUAUACGAGAAUGUGGUGGAGGAGGAGGAGGAGGAGGUGGAAGAGGGCGGUGGAAGAGUGGAAGAGAAGGACGAGGAGGAAAUAUUCAACCUCGAAGUGGAUGAAGCGGAGGAUGUGGAAGCGAGGGACCAAGCGGAGACCCUGGACAAGAUCGAUGUGGAGCCAUUGCGGACUCUUCCACUUCUCCAUCCACUCGGCAUAAGACUCGAACGACAGAAGAGUAUUGACAGUUCAGUUUCCACUUUGUCUGAGGCUGAAACUGUCAUCCACGUUCCACUCGGGAGUCUCAAGCGGAAGGGUGGAGCGGCGACGGAUGACGGAGGGAUCGCCGUAAAGGAUGACAGCCAGAUUGGGGUGAAGGGUGCGAAGGGGGAUGUGCUAGUGAGGUCUGUCUCGGAGGAGGUGAUCGUUAAAAGCAAGAUUUCGGAGGAUGUGAAAAUUUGCGUACAGACCCCACAGACACCGGCCGAGACCCCACAGAUGUCGUUGAAGCCUCCACAGACCUCCGCAGAUACCCCACAGCCUGUCACAUCCCACCCAUAUCCCCCCACAUCCCCUCCACAGCCUCUGACAGAUCCCUCAAAACAUCCGACUUCAGAGCUUCAGACCGAUUCAGAUUUUCAGCAGUCUUCACAGCUCCCCUCAGCCCCUCCACAGCCCUCCACACCCACUCCACAGCCUCUCACAUCCCCUCCAGACCCCCUCACAUCCCCUGCACAUCCCACCUCAGCCCCACCUCAACAGACAAACUCCAAAAAUGCCGGAUUUGAAAAUGCCACGAAAUCUCAAAUUACCCACUCAUAUCCCCUUUCCCCCAGCCCUCUUGCACCCCCCAGCCCCCCCCAGGAUAUGCAACUGGGGGGCGAGGGGGUAGAGGUGACCUUGACCGAGGAAUCAGGCUGGAUGGAGGUCAAGUUCAGGUCACAGGAGAGGUCAGAGGUCGUGAAGGGAAUGGCUCUCGAUUUGAAACCCCAGGAUGUUAACCGGCCCCAGUGGUGCUCCCCAGGGGAUGGGACACUGGGGGGAUAUGCCACAGCCCCCCAGGAGAAGAUACCCAGUCUCCAGUUAGCCCCAGGGGAGGGAGAAACACCCCAGAAAUUGUCACCCCAGAUUGCCACAGGGGAGGACGCCACACUCCAUCUUGCCCCAGGGGAGAGAUGGACACCCCAGCAAGACACACCCCAGGCCGCAUCACCCCUGGACAUUACCACACCCCAGGAUUUGACACCCCAGAAGUUGACAUCCCAGCUAACCCCAGGGGAGAAAGCCACACCCCAUCUUACCCCAGGGGAGAGAACCACACCCCAGGACACAUCCCCCCAGGACACAUCCCCCCAGUCUGCAUCACCCCAGGGGACACCAGACGAUGACACAGGCUUCGUAAUCGUACCCAGGGGGAGCGACGACACCAGGGAGAGCUCCAGCAGCCCCCCUUCCACCUCCUCUUCCACCCCAGAUUAUGACGCUUCGGUGGAACUCGUGGAAUCGCUUUGCUCGGAUGAAGUCUCCACCUCGCUCGAAGUCCUCCACUCUUCCGCUGAAAUCCUGGACUCCCCCCCCAGUGGACGUGCUUCACCAGGGGGGGGCGUGCUGGAGGGGGCGGCAGGGGGGGGGAGAUACAGUGGGGGGAGCCUGGGGAGUGAGGGAGAAGGGGGAGAAAGGGAGGAAAGAUUGGGAGCUGGAUUUUGUGUCGGAAGAGAGGAGAGAGGAGGAGGAGGAGGAGGAUGGAGUGGAGAGAGGAGAGAAAGAGGAGGAGGAGGAAGAAGGGAGAAUGAGGGAGAGGGAAGAGAAAGAGAAGGAGGAAGAGGAGGAGGAGGAGGAGGAGGAAGAGAGAGAGCGAUUCGCGGCCCCAGACUCCGAGGAUUUAGCAUUGAAACUGAAGAAGAGGGGAGAGAAAGAGGAGGAGGAGGAGGAGGAGGAAGAAGAGUUACCCAUGGCCCUAGACUCAGUGGGGAAGAGGGAAGAGAAAGAGGAGAAGGAGGAGGAGGAGGAGAGCGAGCGAUUCGUGGCCCCAGACUCCGAGAAUUUAGCAUUGACAGCGAAGAAGGAGGAGAAAGAGGAGGAGGAGGAGGAGGAGGAGGAAGAAGAGGUACCCAUGGCCCUAGACUCAGUGGGGAAGAGGGAAGAGAAAGAGGAGAAGGAGGAGGAGGAGGAGGAGGUACCCAUGGCCCUAGACUCAGUGGGGAAGAGGGAAGAGAAAGAGGAGAAGGAGGAGGAGGAGGAGGAGGUACCCGUGGCCCUAGACUCAGUGGGGAAGAGGGAAGAGAAAGAGGAGAAGGAGGAGGAGGAGGAGGAGGUACCCGUGGCCCUAGACUCAGUGGGGAAGAGGGAAGAGAAAGAGGAGAAGGAGGAGGAGGAGGAGGAGGUACCCGUGGCCCUAGACUCAGUGGGGAAGAGGGAAGAGAAAGAGGAGGAGGAGGAGGAGGAGGUACCCGUGGCCCUAGACUCAGUGGGGUCAGCCUGGGGAGUGAAGGGGAAGGGGAGGAGAGAGGGGAGGAAGGCGGGGAGGUCCUACUCUUUAGCGAGACAGAGGGCGAAGAGUGCCCUUUUGACGAGACAUCUGACGAGGACCUUACCCUUGAAGAGGAGGCGAUUCAGGCACUCCUGGAGGUAAGGGAGGGAUCAUGGAGGCACUCCGCUACUCCGCCUGCUACCCCUGCACCUGCUCCUGCUUCCGCUUGGCACUGGUGGGCUUGACGAGGCUUGGGGUUGAGCUGGGUUGAUGGUUUUUUGCAUGUGUGUGUGUGUGGGGGUAUGUUAGGUUAAGGAAGGGUUGAGUUAGGUUAGGUUAGGUUAGGUUGGGUUUUGGUAAGGUUAAAUUUGGUUGAGUUAGGUUAGGUUAGGUUAGGUUGGGUUUUGGUAAGGUCAAGUUUGGUUGGGUUGGUUUUGGGUAAGGUUAAGUUUGGUUAGGUUAGGUUUUGGUAAGGUUAAAUUUGGUUGAGUUAGGUUAGGUUGGGUUGGGUUUUGGUAAGGUCAAGUUUGGUUGGGUUGGUUUUGGGUAAGGUUAAGUUUGGUUAGGUUAGCUUUUGGUAAGGUUAAAUUUGGUUGAGUUAGGUUAGGCUAGGUUGGGUUUUGGUAAGGUUAAGUUAGGUUGGGUUGGUUUUUGGUAAGGUUAAGUUGGGUUUUGGUAAGGUUAAAUUUGGUUGAGUUAGGUUAGGUUAGGUUGGGUUUUGGUAAGGUCAAGUUUGGUUGGGUUGGUUUUUGGUAAGGUUAAGUUGGGUUUUGGUAAGGUUAAAUUUGGUUGAGUUAGGUUAGGUUAGGUUGGGUUUUGGUAAGGUUAAGUUAGGUUGGGUUAGGUGAGGUUGGGUUGGGGAUAGAAUGUUUUGGGGUUAAUAAGUGUUGGUUAACGUUUGUAAGGCUUGGGUUGGGUUGGUUGGCUUGAGGUUGUAUGUGUGGGUGUUUUGGUUGAGUUAGGUUAACCCCUCCACUCCGGCGGCCUAUGAUGGCGUCACCGUAAAUCCUCCGCUAAACCUCUUAAUCCGCUUCCAUUUCCUCUUAAUCCUCUUGUAAACCUCUUAAGAGUAAUUGGAAGAGGAUUAAGAGGAGUUUAGAGGAGGAUUGAAAAGCUUAGAAGAGGAUUAAGAGGAAUUAAAGGAGGAUUGAAAGGCUUAGAAGAGGAUUAAGAGGAAUUAAAGGAGGAUUGAAAGGUUAAGAAGAGGAUUAAGAGGAAUUAAAGGAGGAUUGAAAGGCUUAGAAGAGGAUUAAGAGGAAUUAAAGGAGGAUUGAAAGGUUAAGAAGAGGAUUAAGAGGAAUUAAAGGAGGAUUGAAAGGUUUGGAAGAGGAUUAAGAGGAAUUAAAAGAGGAUUGAGAGAUUUAGAAGAGGAUUAAGAGGAAUUAAAGGAGGAUUGAAAGGUUUAGAAGAGGAUUAAGAGGAAUUAAAGGAGGAUUGAAAGGCUUAGAAGAGGAUUAAGAGGAGUUUAGAGGAGGAUUGAAAGGGUUAGAAGAGGAUUAAGAGGAAUUAAAGGAGGAUUGAAAGGGUUAGAAGAGGAUUAAGAGGAAUUAAAGGAGGAUUGAAAGGGUUAGAAGAGGAUUAAGAGGAAUUAAAGGAGGAUUGAAAGGGUUAGAAGAGGAUUAAGGGGAACUAAAGGAGGAUUGAGGGAUUUAGAAGAGGAUUAAGAGGAAUUAAAGGAGGAUUGAAAGAUUUAGAAGAGGAUUAAGAGGAAUUAAAGGAGGAUUGAAAGGGUUAGAAGAGGAUUAAGAGGAGUUUAGAGGAGGAUUGAAAGGUUAAGAAGAGGAUUAAGAGGAAUUAAAGGAGGAUUGAAAGGGUUAGAAGAGGAUUAAGAGGAAUUAAAGGAGGAUUGAAAGGGUUAGAAGAGGAUUAAGAGGAAUUAAAGGAGGAUUGAAAGGCUUAGAAGAGGAUUAAGAGGAAUUAAAGGAGGAUUGAGAGAUUUAGAAGAGGAUUAAGAGGAGUUUAGAGGAGGAUUGAAAGGUUAAGAAGAGUUUAGAGGAGGAUUGAGAGGUCUAGAAGAGGGUCAAUCCUUCCAUUUCCUCUCGACCCUUCCCGAUGUCUGCGUCACGGUAUGGAAACUGUUAAGGAAUCCAUUUCUCUGAUAAUUUUAUUUUUAAGCAAAUUAUCAUUUAAUUAUAUAUUAAUUGGGGUUGUUCCGAAAUGGGUCUAUGCAAUUUGCAGCUGAAUUUGAGGGAUAGUAUUUUGGUUUUUAUAUAUUUUAAGAGUUUUUUCAACCUUAAAAAAAUCAGAACUAAUCCUUAAGUUGGAAGCCAGAUUGUUUUGAUAAGAUGUGUGUCAGGAAAGAAUUGUUAUAUAGGCCUAUUUAUUUUUUUCCCCCAAAAUAUCCUAGAAACAUAUUUAUAAGUGAUGUUUGAAGAUAUAUCGAGCAUGGUUGUGCAUGGUGGGUUGGGUUGAUGUUCUGUGCAUGAGGAAUGUGUUCGGUUGCCUUGGGUCAAUCUUGGUGAAUCUUGGUUAAUCUUGGUCAAUCUUGGUCAAUCUUGGAUAAUCUUGGUUAAUCUUGGUCAAUCUUGGUCAAUCUUGGCAUGGCUUGACCUCUUCUGGCACUCUGGUUCUAUGGAGUGCCAGAAAUUCACACACACACACACACACACACACACACACACACACACACACA